This is a messenger RNA of Sodiomyces alkalinus F11, 1030 nucleotides long. Its product is annotated as AhpC-TSA-domain-containing protein. NCBI's taxonomy places the organism in Eukaryota, Fungi, Ascomycota, Sordariomycetes, Glomerellales, Plectosphaerellaceae. The transcript is spliced from 2 exons. Gene Ontology annotation, cellular component: cytoplasm. Gene Ontology annotation, biological process: cellular response to oxidative stress; cell redox homeostasis. The record is from RefSeq and is a predicted model, not a curated record. The coding region runs from base 231 to 887 and encodes 218 amino acids. Gene Ontology annotation, molecular function: thioredoxin peroxidase activity.
GGUAGGCGCGUCGUCUGGAACAACCCAGAGCACUUCAACCCGACCACAAUUAGCUGUCAGCAUUGUCUUCUGCCUCAUCGUCUAGCUUCCGGUGAGUACCGCUCACUGAACGGAGCUACAGCGCAGUCAGUUGCAUCACUUAUUCCAACUCCACCGCGACCCAAACCGAGUCGCAUAUCAACAGCCUCAAGUUGUCAGCUGCGCAAAUCGCACGCCUCACAUUGGUCAAUAUGCCUAUGGUCCUGCGCAAACGUAAGGCGCCAGAGCCGGCACUGCCGCUCCCGCCAGCCAAGACAACGGCAGUCAAGAAGACGGUAGUCAAGAAAACGAUCCCCAAGGCUAAGGAGUUUGUUGACCCCGUCAAACCCCCAUCGCCACUCAAGCAGAGCUCUGCAAAUGCAAAGCCUGCGCAAGGCGAUAGUAUCAACCUAGAAGGGUUCGGCGGCCAAGUCACAACAUCGGACGGUUCCAAAGUUACGCUCCAGGGCCUUGUCGACCAAAGCGAGGCGGGUGUUGUGCUCUUCACAUAUCCCAAGGCCAAGACGGGCGGAUGUACCAACCAAGUCAAGUUUUUCCGUGACGCGCACUCGGAGCUCGUAUCCACGGGUCUUUCCAUCUUCGGGCUUUCCAAUGACUCUCCGAAGGCCAAUGCCAGCUUCAAGCAACAGCAGGGCCUCAUGUACGAGCUCUUGUGCGACCCCGACAGAACCCUUAUCAGCGCCAUUGGAUUAAAGACGUCGCUUGGCAAGACGCAGCGUGGCAUAUUCGUCGUCAGCAAGGAGGGGAAAGUCCUGGCGGCCGAGCCCGGAGGUCCUGCGGCUACGGUCGAGGUCGCGAAGGAGGUCGUCAGUCAGAUGAAGGAUAACAAGGAGACGAAAGUGAAGUAGAAGCGGAGGACACCGGUGAAGAGGAAGCCGAGACGGACAAAGCCAAGGCGUAGAAAGCUCUGGCAAUAGAAGUCGAGCGGCCUGCGAGGCAGUACACCAUUUCCAAGACCGAACGCAAAGCUCGGGCUUUCCGGGUGCAGGAG